UCUUUGAAAGAUCACUGCGGCGAAUCGCCGGCGGAGGAUGCUGAAUCCGCGUACGUCGACCCGAAUCGGUUUGACAAACCGGAUAGACCGUGCCGCGCAUGUGAUCGCCGGCCGGCUGUUGUGGUUCUUCUUCCCUGCUGUCAUCUCUCUCUCUGUGUUUCCUGCGAUUUUGUUUCCUCCGUCGGGGAUCCUUGCCCCGCAUGCGGCAUAUUCCGCACCGGUAGCCUUCAAGUUUCGUUCGCAUAGAUAAAAAAAAAAACAGGACUAAAUAAUAAUAGGAGAAAAAAAGUAAUUGGAGCUAUUUUACUUUUCCUUAAUUA
Messenger RNA from Phalaenopsis equestris, 320 nucleotides. Its product is annotated as probable BOI-related E3 ubiquitin-protein ligase 3. NCBI's taxonomy places the organism in Eukaryota, Viridiplantae, Streptophyta, Magnoliopsida, Asparagales, Orchidaceae. The record is from RefSeq and is a predicted model, not a curated record. Gene Ontology annotation, molecular function: ubiquitin-protein transferase activity.